This is a messenger RNA of Zea mays, 4990 nucleotides long. RefSeq lists its product as uncharacterized. The record is from RefSeq and is a predicted model, not a curated record. The coding region runs from base 3331 to 4845 and encodes 504 amino acids. The transcript has 2 exons. Lineage: Eukaryota; Viridiplantae; Streptophyta; Magnoliopsida; Poales; Poaceae.
GUAAUAACAGCCCUGACGAAUGUGAAUAAGAAACACGCAUGCACGGAGUGAAUUGUCCUUCAGAAAUAAACCUUUAAGGAUGGUUUGAAAGCCCAAUUUCUAAACGAACCAACCUACCUUUUCCCGUAUGCAAAACCCACCGUGGAUAUGGGUCGUGGGGAAAUUUCACGGCUUGUUUCGAACGUGCUCUCCCGGACCAGCGCUCCCCCGACCCGGCCUAUCAGUAGGGAAAAUGCUCCCCCAACACAUUACCUCGCGCAACCUUCCCCACGGGCAAAGGGAGACGAUGCAAGGGAUGCUCCACCGUCUGCACGUCACCGUCCGCUCCGCUGCCGCAGCCUUUCCUUGACACGGUCGCGAGCGGGACACGAGAUCUUCUUCGAUUCUUGAUCUCCAAGAUCCAAUACAAGGUCGGCUCUCCUGCAAGUCUGUGGCACAUGGAGCGAACCGAGCAAGUCCGCGCCUCCACCAGCGUCCACCGCUCCUCCACCAAGCAAGUUCUUCUCACCCUCUCUACUCGUUUCCUGGAUGCGAAUUCAACUCACGUCGGCCAGGGGUGAACCAAGAAUAAAAUUAGAGUGAGAGCAUACUUGUAAGGAUGAACAUCAAAAUACCAGAGCAUGGACAUCUAAGUUGGACUGACUAGGGGACCAUAUGGUGAAAUCUGAACUAUAAUACUUGCAACAGAGAAGUGAGCGAGGGCCUAGGCCCUCACUCACAUGUAUGUAGGUCCGCCCCUUCCAAGAGAUGCACUUAGAGCGAAUUCAAUGUUUGGACAAGUUCUAAAAGGCCCUAGGAACAUAUUGGAACACAUUAGAAAAGUUAGAAAGGUCAGAUAUUCAAUAUGAUGUUCUAGGAGCUAAGUCUCAGUGACAUUUAGUGAAAGGGUUGAGCAGGUCUAAAAUAUGAAGAACUAUGACUCAAUGUGGUUGGAUGGACUAAGGAUAAGUUUAUCUAAGUCAUAUAAGUGCUCAAGAGUAUAUCGAAACGAAGAGAACAAAAGAGAAGAAAAGAAUGUCUAGAAAGGACAAGUCUAGCUACUUUGAGGUGCACCGAGCUGGUCUGGUUUGGCACCGGACCGGGCACCAAACUAGGCACCUAGAGACCUUGUUUUUUGGGCAACAGUGACCUGGCGCACCAGACCAGCCCGAUAUAACUGGACUCGACACCCAGAGAGAAUGCUUUUCAGACUUUGGCAGCUCAGGUGCACUGGACUAGUCUAGUGUGCACUAGACCAACAAUGUUUCCAAUGGUUGAAAAGGCUUGGUACAAUAGUCCGCUGACGUGGCUAAAUAAUGUGUGGUCUGGUGUGGCACCGGACUGGUCAGGAGCACACUGAUAACUUUCGCACAAUGACUACAAACAAGACAGAGUGUUAGAGGUUCGGUGAGCACUGGACUUGCUACAAUGAGAGGUAUGAUGCAUACAUUUUAAAAACAGAUUUGGGAGUUGUGUUCCAACAUCUAUGUGAGGGUUUGGUGUUAUAUAUAUGAUCCAACUAGUGUGUUACACAUCCAAGAGUCGAGCAAACAAGUCUAUACACAAGAGCAACACAUCCAAGUGACUAAAGAGUCCCGAGUGCCACAAAUUUAGUAGAGGGCUAGUCUUAGCCAUUCUUUAUGAGAAAUUGAACUAGUGCACUUAAGUAAGUUAAGUUGUGGAGUUGUGUUGCGAUCUUUGAGCUUGGAGCUAAGACUCCCACUAAGAUUGUAGAAGCGUGCAAGAGUCUCCAAGUGUGUGGAGAGACUUGCGGAGUCACGAACUCAUUGAGUAAGGGAAAGAGGACUCAUGUUUGAUCUUUGUGAUCACUUGAGUGAGGAAAGGGUUGAGAGACCCAAUCCUUAGGGGACUCCUCAAUGAAGAUGUAGGUUUCUUUGUGAAACCAAACUCCAGUAACAAAUUGUCGUGUCUCUCUGAUAGUUGCCUAAAGGGGAGGUGAAUAGGAACUCCUGAAUAUUUCACAAAUUCAAAACAAACUUGAUCCUAAUUAGAUGUUAGCACAACAUAUAGAUCAAAUCAAAGUGAGGAAGAAUGAAGUUCUUGCAGUUGUUUUCUCUCUUGAUUGUGGAUUAGAGAAUAGAGCAGAAUCACAAGUGAAGAAUAAGCAAUAACUUAGAGAGGGGAGAAGGGAAGAAUUACAAAAGAUAAAGCACACAAUUCAUAGACAAUUUUUCCCGUAGUUCGACCAAGCCUCAAAUGAUAGCCUACAUCCACGUUGUGGUGUCCAAAAGGACGAGGGUUGCACCCAACCCUUCUCCAGUGAUCCAAAGAUCAAUUUGAGGCCACAAAUUCCACUUAUAAUAUUCUCCUCACAAGGAUCUACAUAGAUCAAAGUCUCUUGCUAUUUGUACACAGGUUGAUGGGAGUUACAAUCUCCAAAAAAGCAAGAGGGAGGAAUAAACACAUACAAGAGCAUAGUAACAACACUAAGAGAUCGAAGAAUGCAAGCACAAAACUGAAACAAAGCCCUCUCUCGCGAAUACGAGCACUUGGAUCACUUGGUGUGCUUCUCUAAUGCGCAGGAGUGAGUAUGCUAGCUCUUGAGUUCGUUGUUGUAUUGAGGGGGAUAGUUUGGGGGUUCUAUUUAUAGCCCCUGUUGGGGGCCUUCGGCUUCCGAAGGUCCUCAAAAACAUGAUUUAACAAUGCCUCUGGAGUAUAAUGUGUGGACAGGGAUCUUCGAACAAGAACCCACGGUAUGAAGAAGCACGAAAACAAUACGAAGGAUGAAACAGAGCCGAAGUUAUGCGCAAGGGAGCUUCGGCAUGAUGACAGAAAAGAGGAAACUGACUUAAAGAGGAAAAGACUAUCUAGACCUAGAUAGAUUACUAUAGAGUUAUUGUCAAAAGCAAAGGGCCUGGAUGUAAUUUUGCAUGGGCUGCGACCUGUGCCUAUAAAUAGGUGAACAAUAUUCCCGUACUGUUCACGCUGACUUGGCAUUCACUUUCGCGUCACGCUUGUACCCUUGCUUUCCUUCGAGCCGAAGGUACAUUUAUAAUUUGUUAUUUUUGAUACAGUAACGCAAAUAAAAAUAAGUUGAUAAUAAUGUUUAAAGUGUUUAUGUUAUUUUUCAUAUCUUGCAUAUGAAUCCUUCUUCAUCAUUUAUUGUGCUUAUGAAGGUUUGUCCUUCAUAACCUUCGUCCGGAAUUCAUUAUAUCCGAAGGGAGAUAAUGCUUUGAAGGACGAAGGACUUUAACAUUUAACACUUUCUAUGUUGCCUUGUUCUUAACUCUUAGCAUUUGAGAACAAGUCCCCAACAUUGGCGCCCACCUCCGGUGAACUCACUUCCACUUUUUGAGUUUCGAACACCUUCGGCAAGCAUAGACCUUCGUCAUGCCGCCAAAGAAAGCUUCAGCAACAGGGGCUGCCGCUCUGCAGCCGCUGGACCCCAACCAGGAGAGCCUCUCUCUUCGGGAGGCCCGAAGUCAGAAGAGGAAGGCCACCAGUCCAACGCCUCAGGAGGACGACUUGGAUCAAGAGAUCAGAAAUAUGGAGAUGCUCCAUCAGCAGGUGCAGAGGAAGAAGGAAAAGAUGGCUAGGCUAGCUGACCUGCAAAGGCAGAUUGACGAAGCCUCUGAAGAAGUUCGCCAUCUUGCUCAAGAUGAGCAGAACCGAAGGCCUCAGCACAGAGAGCAUCAUCAAGAGGGCUUCUUCAACGAGGAUGACUGGUAUGAGGAUUUCCAUCAUGGAAAUUUUGCUUUUGAUGAUGCUUCUCCUCUGUCAGCAGAACUGCAGGCUACACCUUGGCCUCCGUCUUACAAGCCACCUCAACUCCCCAUGUACGACGGACACUCAGAUCCGAAGCAGUUUCUGAUGAGCUACGAAGCAACGAUAUCUUCCUAUGGUGGCAAUACUGCAGUCAUGGCAAAGUCUUUCGUCAUGGCUGUCAAGAAUGUUGCACAAACCUGGUACUCCUCUCUUCGGCCAGGAACAAUCACAUCAUGGAAGAAGCUGAAGGAUAUGCUGAUUACCAGUUUCCAAGGGUUUCAAACGAAGCCGGUCACCGCUCAAGCUUUAUUCCAGUGCACCCAAGAUCACGAAGAAUAUCUUCAGGCGUAUGUCCAAAGGUUCUUACGCCUGAGGGCACAAGCGCCAACAGUGCCCAAUGAAAUUGUCAUUGAGGCCAUGAUUAAGGGGCUUCGGCCAGGACCUUCAGCCCAGUACUUUGCCAGGAAGCCCCCUCAAACUCUGGAGAAACUGCUUCAGAAGAUGGAUGAAUAUAUCCGCGCUAACAAUGACUUUCGACAGAGAAGGGAGGAAGCUUACAGGUUCUCCGAAAUAGCCAGGGGCUUCGGAGGAAGAAUUCAUCCUAGACAUGUCAGAUCGAUUCAUUCCACUCAGAAUGAUGAUAGGGGAAGCCAGCAGCAGAGGCCACAAUAUUCCUCCCAGGCUUCGGGGCAGCAGCAGAGCUAUCCUUGGCCCCCAGCUCCAAGGGGCAGAGGUGCCAGGGGCUUCGGAGGAAGGUUUGGGGAUCAGCCCAGGAAAAUUUAUUGCCUAUUCUGUGGUGAGGACAAGGGCCACACCACCAGGAUGUGCCAUGUCACCAUCCAGAAACAAAAGGAAAUAGCAGAAGCUGCAGCCCAACAGAGCCAGUCGAAGCAAGUUAUGCAUACUGCUUCGUACCACUCGCCUUAUAUUCUAGAGUAUGUGGACAACCACCCUGCAACUUCUGUUGCUUCGGCAAGCCAACCUCAGGCAUCUUGGCAACAGCCUCCACCUCCACCACCAAUGCAACGAGGCCAGCAGCCAGAAGGGAGUCAGCAUACUCAACACCAACGAGACUUCAGAGAAGAGUUCGAAGCUCGCACAGUCAAUAGUACUAUGCCAGAAUCGAAGCACAUUUACUAACAAAUAUCCUACCUCGGCAGCAGUUUUUGCAUUCAAUAUCAUUUUCUUUUUAAUAAGGAACAAUUAUUGAAAGCCUAAGUGUUUUUUUGUCGUUUUCAAUUUCUUGUAAUAGCUUCGCUUUUGCCAUAGUAAAAAUAUACCUUCU